Messenger RNA from Cuscuta europaea, 1054 nucleotides. The record is from the annotation of a GenBank genome assembly. Lineage: Eukaryota; Viridiplantae; Streptophyta; Magnoliopsida; Solanales; Convolvulaceae.
ACAGCUUCAUCCUAAUAUAAAAUGUACCGUAGUAAAAAGAAAUGGAGCAAUUAACAAUCAAAUAGGUAGGGAGAAUGGCAGAGCUGUUCGUGAAGCAGGCAAAGCAAUAUGCAGAAGGGAGGCCGACAUAUCCGGAAGAGCUUUUCCAUUUCAUUGCCUCAAAAACUCCCAGCCGUGAUCUGGCUUGGGAUGUCGGCACUGGUAGCGGCCAAGCAGCCAAAUCACUAGCAAGAAUCUACAAGAGCAUAGUGGCGACGGAUACGAGCGAGAAGCAACUGGAAUACGCGACGGCGCUCCCCAACGUGAGGUACGAAUGCACCCCUCCGAACAUGACCAUGCACCAGCUCCAAACCCUCAUCGGAAAAGAGUCAACCUUUGACCUGGUGACGGUGGCCCAAGCCAUGCACUGGUUUGACCUCCCGGCCUUCUUCGCCCAGGCCAAAUGGCUCCUCAAGAAACCCGACGGUGUCAUCGCCGCCUGGUGCUACACGUCACCCCGAGUCAACGCGACCUUUGACGCUCUUUUCGACAAACUUUACUACCAGGAUUUCGGGCCGUACAUGGAGAAGCGCAUAAGGCUGCUGGAUGAAGAGUACAGGACCAUCGAUUUUCCGUUCCAGGCGGUAGACGGCGGCGGCGGUGGCACCGGGCCGUUGGAAUUCAGAGCGGAGAAAGAGAUGGAUCUGGAGGGGCUUUUGACGAUGUUGAAGUCGUGGUCGCCGUACCAAACGGCCAAGGACAAAGGUGUGGAGCUGUUGGGUGAAGAUGUGGUCCGGAAACUGAGAGAGGCUUGGAAUGAAAAUGGAGAAGGUCAUAAACUUGUCGGUUUCCCUGUUUUUCUCAGAAUUGGGAAGGUGGGAACAGGGGCUGAACCAAGCGGUUAGUAGACCGUUCGAAAAUUUGAUAAUGUAAAGCACUCAAAUUAUUUUCGAUUCACCAUCUAAACUUUGAAAUACAGAUACAAGUUAAUUCGUAAUAUUAAUUGUAUUACCCGAUUUUAAAAAUAACUUGUAAUUCAUUUCUUGAUUACAUGUAGUUUAUAAUACUUCCUUCA